ACGAACAAUUUACAAAAUCCAAAAAGCUCGAGCAGUCACUCAAUCCGACAGCAACGUUUAACGGCAGAGAAGCGACAAUGCGACAGUUUAACAGUACAAGCGAUAAGACCGUUUGUUCGAUAUUGUAUCAUAUCGUAUAAUACCAAUAAAGGUUAUUAUCAAUGCUGCGAAGUUAAAACAACAAAAAGUAAACUACAGAAUCUUCCUCUAACACGAUCAGCGCGAACUUACAAGAGAACAUCAGAAAUCAUUCGAAAAUAUUGGCCGAUUGCAGAAGAAAUUCAGGAACAGCUCAUUGAAAUCCAAAAUGAUAAGAACUACAGGAAUGCCUCUGAAUCAGUUUCUCUUGAACAGCCCUGGAGUAAAGAAGCAAUUUCACACACUACAACUCGGAAAAUCGCCUUGCGCUAUUCUGUAUGA
Molecule: messenger RNA, 420 nt
Organism: Loa loa (African eye worm)
Lineage: Eukaryota; Metazoa; Nematoda; Chromadorea; Rhabditida; Onchocercidae
Exons: 3
Source: RefSeq, a predicted model, not a curated record